Messenger RNA from Fukomys damarensis (Damara mole-rat), 1153 nucleotides. RefSeq names its product small nuclear ribonucleoprotein G-like. Gene Ontology annotation, biological process: mRNA splicing, via spliceosome. The record is from RefSeq and is a predicted model, not a curated record. Bases 761 to 976 code for a protein of 71 amino acids. Gene Ontology annotation, molecular function: RNA binding. The transcript has a single exon. Gene Ontology annotation, cellular component: U2-type prespliceosome; U2 snRNP; U12-type spliceosomal complex. Lineage: Eukaryota; Metazoa; Chordata; Mammalia; Rodentia; Bathyergidae.
AUAAACCUUUCCUCCUUAUAAGUUGUUUAUGUCAGGCUUUUGUCCCAGUGACAGAAAGCUGACACACGGAAUAGAGGUGAGAUCAUUAGACAUUUUUUUAAGAUGAGCCCCGCUAUGUUGCCCAGACUGGCCUUGAACUCACGACCCUUUUGCCUCAGCCUCCCAAGUAGCUGGACUUACAGGCGUUGCCACUGUAGCCACCACUGGGAUUUAAUAAGCAUGUGAACCACAAAGCUGUAUUCUUGGAAGGACUGUAUAGAAUUCCUGAGUUGAUAGGAGACUAUGAACUGCGUCCCCAGAUCUUUGUUAAGUGAGAGAAAGGCAGAGAGUGCUGAGUACGUAGGAGUCCUGAGGAAGUGAGGGUUUUAGAGAAGCCUGUUGGGAAGAAUAUUGUCAAGGGAGUUGUGGGUGUACACCUCACGUAUCUCCAAGAAUAACAGCUUGUUUAUGCAAACUGUAGAAAAAAAGAGCAUAUAUUCUAUUUAUAUCCAGGGUUCCAUUUAUAAAUAAUUGCUUAGUAGUCAAAGGUAGUUUGAAAGUAACUAAGACAGCAGUCAGUCCAUGUUGAAUUCUCAGUGAUAACUCCUGCUUCAGCCUCUUGAGUGGUGGGCUUACAGAUGUGCUCCCUAUGCCCAGCACAAAAAGCAUAUUUGAGCAAAGUUAAAUUGGCACUGGACUGGAUCAUCUUGGAGGUUCACAGGAGAAUAAUUCAGGGCUGUCCCCUAAAGUUGCUCUCAAACUAUUAAUACAGGUAGACAACAUGAGCAAAAUUCACUCUCCUGAGCUAAAAAUAUUUGUAGACAAGAAGCUAUCAUGGAAAUUAAAUGGUGGCAGACAUACCCAAGGAGUAUUGCAGGGAUUCCAUCCCUUUACAGUGGAUCAGUGUUCAGAGAUGGCGACUAGUAGGCACAUGACUAAUAUUGGAAUGGUAAUACAAAGAAAUAGUAUCAUGUUGGAAUCCUGGGGACAAGUUUAAAUAAUGGCUGUGGAGCAGAGAAAUCUGUCACUGGACAGGGUUCACUGAGGUACCCAAAGCAGAGAUUGUGAACCUUGACACACCCAGGACAGGUAGCAGGUUCACUGACUUUCCUCACAAAGAAAUUUUCAACUGGGGAUUUAGCUCAGUGGUUCUGCCGCUUGCCUUGCAAGUGCA